GCGACGAUUGGUCAAAUUCUGAGAACAAGGAAGUGCCAAGCUCUCGUAAAGCUUCAGAAGCCAGCUUCGUUCAAACGUCUAGUUUGGAAUCUUUGCCUAGUCGUUAUUGAACGUAUACGUUUGAAAUAAUUACGACGCACGUAGACAAGUGUCUUUUUGACUGAGCAGUGUCGCACGUUGCUGCUUUGCUAAAUUUUCGGUUUACUUAUUCAUACAACGCUAACUAAAGCCGGACGUCAUUUCAGCCAUAGUGAAGCAGUCAGUUUAGCAUCAUUAGCAUCUGUGACAGCUACCGACUUUGAUAACCAUACACACCUUCCAUUACGAAUAGAACUCAAUGCCGGUGGCUCGGUGAAAGGUGCGUGGUUCGGUUUGUUUUAGUAACGCAAUCGUUGCUGGAUGUGCGGGGACAGAAGAGACUGUGACAGCAGCUCCAGCUAGCGGCUAGCCAUGGGGAGAGCCGUGUUUAUUUGCACUUUUCUCCUCGUCGUCUUCGCCUGCGGGCUCACAGCUGACGAGGAGCCACACGGGAAUGACAGACCAGAACUUAAGCCUUACCACGAUCCAGAAACGGAAGAGGACGACGUCCGCUUGAGCUCCAAAAUUGUAGUGCCCGAUUCUACCGACACCCCGCCUUCUGCCCAUCAUGUUUCAGAAGAAGAGAAGCAGUCAGGAGACGUUCUGGCAGGAGAAGAGAAGGAGGACCUGCCAGAACAACACGUACAAGUGGAGAACCCCAAACAAAUUCCCGUGGUGAACGGCGGCACAGCUGACGGAGAGCCCUGCGUCUUCCCCUUCGUCUUCCAAAACAAGGAGUUCUCGGACUGCACGGCCCAAGGCCGAGGGGACGGGCGCCUGUGGUGCGCCACCACCUACAACUACGACCACGACAAGAAGUGGGGCUUCUGUGAGACCGAGGAGCAGGCCCAGCUCAGACUGCAGGCAGAGGAGGCGGAGGACGAGUACCAGGACUUCCUGCGCAUGCUCAACAACACCGCCAGGAAGAUCCAGAGAAAAAUGCUGUACCAGAAUCUGCUGACGGUGGCCGAGAGAGGCCACCAGCGGGCCAUGGAGAAGGUGGCCUACGCCAUGUUGUUCGGAGACUACAUGAGUCAGAACAUCAGCCGUGCCAGGGACAUGUUUGAGAAGCUCGCCGCCGAGGGCUCCCCGAAAGCACAGACGGCUCUUGGAUUUCUAUACGCUGCUGGACUUGGAGUUAACUCCAGUCAAGCCAAGGCGUUGGUGUACUACACCUUUGGUGCCCUGGGAGGAAACUUGAUCGCCCACAUGAUUUUGGGUUACAGAUAUUGGGGCGGCGUGGGCGUCCCUCAAAGCUGCGAGUCUGCGCUGACGCACUACAAGCUGGUGGCCAAUCAAGUGGCCAACGACGUGUCGCUGACGGGCGGCUCGGCCGUGCAGAAGAUCCGGCUGCUGGACGAGCUGGAGAACCCGGGCUCCAGCAGCGGCAUGCUGGAGGAGGACCUCAUCCAGUACUACCAGUUCCUUGCCGAGAAAGGCGACGUGCAAGCUCAGGUGGGACUGGGUCAACUUCACUUGCACGGAGGACGUGGCGUGGAACAGAACCACCAGAGGGCAUACGAAUACUUCAACCAGGCUGCCAAUGCAGGAAACACACACGCCAUGGCUUUUCUAGGCAAGAUGUACAGUGAAGGCAGCGACUUCCUGACUCAAAACAACGAUACGGCCCUGCAGUACUUCAAAAAGGCUUCAGACCUGGGAAACCCCGUGGGUCAGAGUGGCCUCGGCAUGGCGUACUUGUACGGAAGAGGCGUCUCAGUGAACUAUGAGCUGGCGCUGAAGUACUUCCAGAAGGCAGCUGAACAAGGCUGGGUGGAUGGCCAGCUGCAGCUGGGCACCAUGUACUACAAUGGCAUGGGCGUAAAGCGUGACUACAAACAGGCACUGAAGUUUUUCAACCUGGCCUCCCAGGCUGGACACAUCCUGGCCUUCUACAACCUGGCGCAGAUGCACGCCACCGGCACCGGCGUCAUGCGCUCGUGUCACACGGCCGUGGAGCUGUUCAAGAACAUGUGCGAGCGCGGCCGCUGGUCCGAGCGUCUGCUGACGGCGUACGCCAGCUUCAAGGAGGGCGACAGCGACGCGGCGCUGGUGCAGUACCUGCUGCUGUCCGAGCAGGGCUACGAGGUGGCCCAGAGCAACGUGGCCUUCAUUCUGGACCAGAAAGGCGCCAAGAUCUUCAACGACAACGAGACGUACCCUCGGGCUUUGCUCCACUGGACCAGAGCUGCCGCUCAAGGCUACACGGUGGCCAGGAUCAAAUUAGGCGACUAUCACUUCUACGGCUUCGGAACCGACGUGGACUACGAGACGGCCAUCAUCCACUACCGGCUGGCUUCGGAGCAGCAGAACAGCGCUCAGGCCAUGUUCAACCUGGGCUACAUGCACGAGAAGGGACUGGGGAUCAAACAGGACAUCCACCUGGCCAAGCGCUUCUACGACAUGGCGGCGGAAGCCAGUCCUGAUGCACAGGUGCCCGUCUUCCUGGCUCUGUGCAAGCUGGGCCUGGUCUACACUCUACAGUACAUGCGGGACCUCAAUCUGAAGGAGCUGGUCUCUGAUGUGGACUUGGACCAGCUCUUGGGUCCCGAGUGGGACCUCUACCUCAUGACGAUCCUUGCCUUGCUCCUCGGCACCGUCAUCGCCUACCGCCAGCGCCAACGGCAGCAGCAUAUCAUGAUGCCCCCUCGGCCCCCUGCACCGCCGCCUCCGCCGACCCCUCCGCCGCCGCCCGCCCCCGAAACCCCGCAGGAGCAAGCGCCAGCCCAAGAUGAGGAAGAGGAGCUGCAAUGAGAAAUAGAGGAAAUGGACGUACGCUCUCUGGAGUAGCUCGCACUUGCCGACUGGACACAGCCGCACUAGGGCUCACUCCCAAAGACUCAAAAUGGCUGCCGGUGUGUGCAGUUUCUUCCCGGGAAGACACGGGUGUGGGACUCACGGGACUUGGGAGUGAAACAUACGCUGGAGUCCAAACGAUCAACAAAAAUAACACUCAUCUGUUUUCAAAGUCAUCUGGAAGAAAGAGGUUUUUUUGCAUGCUUCAUUUAAUUUCAGACUUUUUUUUUUUUAGUUCCAGAGUGUAGUUCUAAGCAAACCUUAAUUUAUACAGAAGCUGAAGUGGAAUUUUCCAGACUUUUGUUUUUUUUUCCUCUGUCAUUAUUUAAUUCUAAUCUCGCUCAUUGUUUGUUUUCUUUGAAGAAUCACCUUUAAUACAACAACAGCCUUGAAGAAACUUAGUUUUCAACCAAAAAUGACACCACUUUUUUUUUUUUUCCACAUUAAACACAGGAAUUGAGACAUUAAAAAAGAAAUCGAAUGAAA
This is a messenger RNA of Syngnathus typhle (broad-nosed pipefish), 3360 nucleotides long. It is a transcript of the gene sel1l, whose product is annotated as SEL1L adaptor subunit of SYVN1 ubiquitin ligase. The record is from RefSeq and is a predicted model, not a curated record. Gene Ontology annotation, cellular component: endoplasmic reticulum membrane. NCBI's taxonomy places the organism in Eukaryota, Metazoa, Chordata, Actinopteri, Syngnathiformes, Syngnathidae. Gene Ontology annotation, molecular function: protein binding. The coding region runs from base 451 to 2832 and encodes 793 amino acids. Gene Ontology annotation, biological process: ERAD pathway. The transcript is spliced from 21 exons.